Alternaria atra is the source of this 1179-nucleotide messenger RNA. RefSeq lists its product as uncharacterized. Bases 1 to 1179 code for a protein of 392 amino acids. NCBI's taxonomy places the organism in Eukaryota, Fungi, Ascomycota, Dothideomycetes, Pleosporales, Pleosporaceae. Gene Ontology annotation, molecular function: oxidoreductase activity, acting on NAD(P)H. The record is from RefSeq and is a predicted model, not a curated record. The transcript has a single exon.
AUGAAAGCCCUUAUACUGGCCGCCGAAGCUCGAACGGCGCAUAUCCAUGAUAUACCACAGCCAACGCCUGCUUCGAAAGAACUACUUAUUCAUGUUAGGGCGGUAGCACUCAAUCCCGUCGACCCACUUUACGUUGCGCAUCCACUGGGCCGCUCGGGACGGACCGUUGGGAGCGAUUUCGCCGGUAUUGUAAUCAAAACUGGCCAUGAAAUACCCACAGAAGCCAAUUUUUGCGUCGGGGAUGAGGUCGCAGGCUUUUUGCAAGGUGCUUGCAGCGUCAACGACCGGCCAGGUGCAUUUGCAGAAUUCGUUGUCGUGCCUUGGGACCUGGUCUGGAAGAUACCAGCGUCGGUGACCGUGGAGCAGGCUGCGGGCGUGAGCCUUGUAGCCCUCACGGCUGCCCAAGCAAUAUGGUAUCGGCUAGGGAUGGAAGCUCCUUUCGCGUAUGAUCGCCAGGAAGUCCUCCAGGAGCACCCAGACCGGAAGUCCACACACAAACAAGCGGAUCAAGCCGAUGUAAUCAACGUUUUUAUCUACGGCGCAUCCACAUCAGUGGCAUUGUAUGCGGCGCAGAUGGUACGACUCAGUGCCAAGUCGAGCGUCAAGGCUAUAAAAUUGUACGGCGCAUCUAGCGAGGCUCGGUGGAAGCUCCUCAGGGCAGAGCCAUACCGGUAUGACGCUCUCGUUGACUACCGAAAUCCUGAUUGGCCAGAGCAAAUCAAAGAACUUACGGGUGGUGUUGGGAUACAUUAUGCGUUCGACUGCAUUUCUGAAGCUAGUUCCGUCGAGCGCACUUGUUUGACCCUCACAGGCAGUGGGAAGAUAGCCAUUGUCCGAUCUCGCGAAGGAGGAGCUUGGAAGGCGAAUAGUAUUCAUGUCGAGCCAAGUUAUGGUGCGGUGUGGGAGGCAUUGGGCGAAGAGGUGCAGUACCAGGGCUUUACUGUACAACGAUCACCGGCUGCUCGGGGGUUUGCAGUGGCGUUCUACGCGUGGCUCGGCGAAUCCGUGGGUUCCGAGCUGAGCCCAAAUCCAAUCAGAUUGAUGCCGGGUGGUUUGGAGAGCGUUGUUCGGGAUGGAUUCCAGCUGCUUGGUGCAGGUGGCAUGGAGGAAAGACGAAUCAUUCGCGCUGAGCCUUGGAUGAGGUCCGUCAGUGCCGAGAAGCUUGUUUACAGAAUCUGA